AUGAUUGCCUCAGCCUCUUCUACCUCUUCUACACUUCAAAUAUCAGCCAGUAAAGAGGCCCUUGUGGAAUCAGAACUCCAGUUGGUGGAUCCUUCUACCGUGAUGGCAGUGGAGAAAUAUGGAGAAAAUAAUCCUCCUAACUUGGCUGAUCAACAGAUGCAGCUCUCAGUUCCUCUCACUAGGACUUGGAAAAGACUUGGUUCAAAAUCGGGCAGAUUACAAAGGGAGCCAUCUAUUCCUAUUGUUAUUGAUCAUAUCUCUGGUUUUAAAAGGCCUUCCUCAGAUGUUAUGGAUCGUAAAUGGGUUUAUGCUCCCCGAACAAGUUUAGAAUAUGAAAAUGGAGUAAAUGAGUUCUUAGAGUUUGCUAGCACGCAUGAUCCUGACAGUAACGGGAAGUUCUUAUGUCCGUGCGUGAAUUUUCUAAAUGAGAGGAGAUUAAGUGCUGAUCAAAUUCGAGAGCAUGUGGUUUGCGAUGGUUUCAAUAAGGGUUACACCAAAUGGAUAUGA
Striga hermonthica is the source of this 507-nucleotide messenger RNA. The record is from the annotation of a GenBank genome assembly. NCBI's taxonomy places the organism in Eukaryota, Viridiplantae, Streptophyta, Magnoliopsida, Lamiales, Orobanchaceae.